Penicillium bovifimosum is the source of this 450-nucleotide messenger RNA. Its product is annotated as nucleotide triphosphate diphosphatase NUDT15. Gene Ontology annotation, molecular function: 8-oxo-7,8-dihydrodeoxyguanosine triphosphate pyrophosphatase activity. The record is from RefSeq and is a predicted model, not a curated record. Bases 1 to 450 code for a protein of 149 amino acids. Lineage: Eukaryota; Fungi; Ascomycota; Eurotiomycetes; Eurotiales; Aspergillaceae. Gene Ontology annotation, cellular component: cytosol. Gene Ontology annotation, biological process: dGTP catabolic process. The transcript has 3 exons.
AUGAAUCCAAGAGUCGGAAUCGGUGUCUUCGUCUUCAACACCGAGGGCCAGUUCCUCAUCGGCAAGCGAAAGGGCAGUCAUGGUGCCGAAACAUGGGGUUUACCAGGCGGCCACCUCGAAUUCAACGAAACCUUCGAAACCUGCGCUAUGCGCGAGACCCUCGAAGAAACAGGUCUACAAAUCAGCGACGUGCGAUUCCUGACUGCCACCAAUUCCAUCAUGGCAGCCGAGAAGAAGCAUUAUGUUACUGUUUUCAUGGGUGGGAUUUGUGAGGAGGGUGUUGAGCCGCAGACUCUCGAACCGGAGAAGUGUGAAAGUUGGGAAUGGAUUUCUUGGGAUGCGAUGCGGGCGUAUGGGGAGGAGGAGAUGGAGGGUGAUGGGUCUAGGGGGAUGAAGUUGUUUAUGCCUCUUUUGGAUUUGUUUAGACAGAGGCCGGAGUUUAGGGUUUGA